GAGUGCGCCGGAGUGGCGAGGGGCCGCAGCGGUGACGACUGUGGCGGAGAAGGCCCGGAGGCGCUCUGCGUUCUGGAGUGGCGCUUCUUGGGCUAGUGGCAGAUAACAGGGUGCUGGCGCCGCGACUGAGGAGAACGGCGAGUCGGUUCGGCGUUUCGCAUCGGGGUCCCCGCAACGAUGAGUGCUGCCAGGGAGUCCCAUCCGCACGGGGUGAAGCGUUCCGCCUCCCCAGACGACGAUCUUGGAUCUAGCAAUUGGGAGGCAGCAGACUUAGGUAAUGAAGAAAGAAAACAAAAGUUCUUGAGACUCAUGGGAGCUGGAAAGAAAGAACAUACUGGUCGUCUUGUUAUAGGAGAUCACAAAUCAACAUCUCACUUCCGAACAGGGGAAGAAGACAAGAAAAUUAAUGAAGAACUGGAGUCUCAGUAUCAGCAAAGUAUGGACAGUAAAUUAUCAGGAAGAUAUCGACGACAUUGUGGACUUGGCUUCAGUGAGGUGGAAGAUCAUGAUGGAGAAGGUGAUGUGGCUGGAGAUGAUGAUGAUGAUGAUGAUUCACCUGACCCUGAAAGUCCAGAUGACUCUGAAAGUGACUCAGAGUCAGAGAAAGAAGAAUCUGCUGAAGAACUCCAAGCUACUGAGCACCCUGAUGAAGUGGAGGAUCCCAAAAGCAAAAAAGAUGCAAAAAGCAACUAUAAAAUGAUGUUUGUUAAAUCCAGUGGUUCAUAACUCGCAAACACUUAGUCUUUGUAUUAAAAGUAAGCCUUAUUGUUAGAAUGCACAGUGGAGGACUGCUUGUAGAGCACAGACCUUUGUAUUAUAAUUUUUAAAAAGGCUCUUUUAAAUAAUUACAAAGAGUGUUUGCUUUCAGAUGCCAUGGGUUACACUUUUAUGGGCAUGACUAUAACCAUUUUUGUAAAGAGUGAGAGUUGUAUAAAAUAAGAAAUAAAUACAGUACUCAAUUUCCUUUCAUAUUAGCAUCAUCAAACAAUCUCACCUUUUUACCCCUUUAAAUACAGUUAUGGGGGAGAUACUAUUUUUUGUUUGUAGUAGCUGUUUCAUCUCUUUGUUCCUUCAUACUUUUCUCUUAUAAAAAGUUUAUCUGAUACUGUGAUGUGUUCAUGAAAAAUACUUUUAUUAUACUUUGUUAUAGUAGAACUAUUCAUCAUGGAUAUUUCUGCUGCCAAUAACAAUCUAAAGUAAUGUUGGCAAAAGAUUUAGGUACUUAGUUUACUCUUAACUGAUUCAGCUGUCCUCUUUUGGACCAAAGCAACAUGAGAGCAAAUACUUUUCCCACUUGGUAGCAUGGAGUUGAAACUCUUAUACAUUUGGAAUGUUAUGAUCCCAAGCAGUCUUGAUAGCAUUUGAAUUACAUUGUAUGUUAGGUUUUUGAUAAAAUUUGGCCAAUUUUUACAGAAGAAAUUAUUUCUCUGAUCAUUUGGUCCUAUCUAUUUAGGAAUAUGUAAAACUGGAUUUUUUUUUUUUUUAAGGUAAUGUGUGACCAAAGUUAAUUUUCUUCCUAAGGCCUAAAUAAAGAGAAAGCAGUUUCCCAUAUUUGGUUGUCCUACCUUUAUCCUCAUUAUCUAAAAAUGAGGAGUAGGCUUUUUGAACAAGAAGUUGAAACAAGUUCUCUUCAUUUUAUCCCAGUGCUGUUAUCUUGAUUAUCUAAUUACUAAAGAGUAGUAGUGCUUUAUGAUUUUAUUGCUGCUUCUGUUGGAGUGAGAUUAGAAUCAUCUGACUGCCGUUUUGGGUUGAUUGUACAGCAGAUUAACACAAACUGCAUUAUGGCCAAGUCAAGGAGCUUUGAGUAAAUGGGUCCAAAAUAAUGUUCUAAGUAACAUGUUCAAAGGCUUGAGUCAAACCUGUUUGUUUACUGAACUAUUAUAUAUCUAGAUACUUAAGUAUGUGUUUGAUGUGUUUGAUUUUUAAUUAUUCCUAUGUCAUUUUGAAAUUUAGAAUGUGUUAGAGGAGUAUAGCAACUAGAACAGGUGAUUCCUGGUUUAUGCAAUCCAUCCUGAAAUAUUUUUCAUAUAUCAAACUCCAAAUGUUUGUUUUUAAAUUGUUUUUUCUUAUUUCUCACAUUGCUUUAUAAUAGGUGCUACCCUAUAUGGUAAAAUACUGAGUCAAUGGGUAGUGGACAGGAUGUAUGAUAUUUAACAAAUACUUGGUUUAAACAAGUUUGGCUUUAUUCAACAAAUUUCAGUUUGGCCACUGACUUUUAAAUAGUCUGUAGGGUUGCUUAUUACAACUAACAAGUAGGAACUGAAGACUGAAUUAUGUUUAAGAAUGGAAGAGGGAGAGACCAGAAUUAUGUUUUUAGAAGUAUUUUCAUCAAUUUAUUGUUUAAAUAUGCUGGGUUGUUUUUAAGUCUUGGUUCUUAUGUGUAAAUAGAAGAGCCACCUUCUAAAAUAA
This is a messenger RNA of Equus caballus (horse), 2409 nucleotides long. It is a transcript of the gene C7H11orf58, whose product is annotated as chromosome 7 C11orf58 homolog. NCBI's taxonomy places the organism in Eukaryota, Metazoa, Chordata, Mammalia, Perissodactyla, Equidae. The record is from RefSeq and is a predicted model, not a curated record.